GAAACAUUGAAGAAACGGUAGUUAUAUAGAAGAUACAAACGAAAAUGUCUUGAAUUCAACAUCUGAUACCAUACCAACCUUCCCUUGACAAUGGGGUUCGAGGAAAUGUACAAUAUCAAGGAAGAAUGCCCGACAACUGUUUUGAAAAAAAAUGAGGUCAACAUAAUUUCUCCGAAACAGAACAUUGUACGAAUAUGGAAUUUAUUCAUCGCCAUAACAUCGUUGGUGGCUGUGACAGUGUCUUUAUUUGAGCUGUUCUUCAACUCCGCUAUCCCUGUCGUUGUCGGGAUAAGAUACUGCCUGGAUGUGAUCUUCCUGUUGAACAUCAUCUCACGCUUUUACAUUGGAUAUGAAAGUAAUGGUGUAGUCAUAAUUGAUUCUAAACCAGUGCAGAGAAAAUAUCUCCGAACAUGGUUUAUCAUGGACCUGUUGGCUGUUCUUCCCUUUGAGACUCUGAGAUAUGCCUCGCCUGAAUUGCAUUUUAUGCAUAUCAAUCGAUGUCUAAGAGUCUUACGGCUGUUUGACAUAAUAUCAUCCUUUGGAAAAGAACCUGACACCAACAAGAUACAUGUUGCAGUCCUGAAUUCCUUUUCUAUUGUUGUCCUCAGUGUUCAAGUCUCUGCGUGUGCCUGGUACAAUCAGGUGUGUAUAGCUGCUCAUGGUGGCCAUCCAAGGGAGUGUCCAAAAGAGGAGAACUGGUUACAGCUGUUGCCAGAGUUCUCAACCAAUUUGACAGGAGUAACAGAUUUUGAGUUUUAUGCCACGUCACUAUACUGGUCUGCAAUAACUCUAUGUUCUGUGGGCUAUGGAGACAUACAUGCUAUGAAGAUCCCAGAGGUUAUGGUUGCCUCACUGGUAAUGGUGGUUGGUUUAUUUGCCUUCAUUGGAGUCAUCGCGACUGGAAUGAGCUCCAUCAUUAGCAAUCUGGAUGCCCGGAGAGGAAGGUUCUGCCAUCGAAUGGAGUCCAUUUGUCUUUAUAUGAAACAAAUGGGAUUGCCAGAGGAAGUUCAGACAUGGGUGCAUAAAUAUUACUAUUAUCUGUGGACGCAUCGCAAAGGCAGUAUAAUCGCUGGCCUACUGGAUGACCUUCCUUUUGCGCUACAUUCAGAAAUAUCCUCUGCUUGUUACAAACCUCUGAUGAAAAAGACAUCCCUGUUUCAUGAUACCGAAGAUGGCUUCAAAAGGGCUUUGUCACUUAAAUUCAACACCUACACAUACAGUCCUGGACAAAUUUUGGCAAAGCCUGGAGAAAUCAAUCAAAAUGCAUACUACAUUGAACAUGGAGUGGUGCAGGUAUUAGGAGAUGAUCAUUGUGACAAAGUUGCCCGUUUGCUACCUGGAUCGUUAAUUGGAGAGGCUUAUCUGAUGUACAGAAUUCCGAGAAACACUACGAUUUGUGCAGCAACAUUGUGUGAAAUUUGUGUGUUGGAACGCAGUGAUCUUCUUGCAUUGUUUGCGGAUUACCCAGAAGCUGGUUUGAAGAUAGCAAGAACAGCUCAAAAACGGCUGCAUAAUGUUAAGCAUCCUAUUAGGGAAGCCUUUGCUCUAGGAGUGGCAUCGAACCCCCAGAAUGUGGUUUUUCAGAAGGAUUUAAGUGUAAAUCUGUUGCCAAGGGAUCAGAAGAUUUUUACAUUGUUUAUGGAAUAUCUUGCAAACCAGUCCCACAAUGUCUCUUCAUCAGUUAAAACAUCUACAGAUGUGAAACGGUCUGUUUGGAUGACAACUAUUCGACCAGAUGGCAUUUUUGCUCAGAAGUGGGAGGUUUUUAUGUUUUGGUGUAUCACCAUUUCAAUUUUUAUUGAAACAUGGGUACUUUUCUUCACCAACAACCUAGACACAAAGGGCUUUUACAAUGAAGGAUGGGGUGUGUUCUAUCUUACAAUCAGCUCAUUGGUUGAUGUUUUUGCCAUUAUCGACAUAUUUGUGAACCUCCGCACAGAAGUUUUUACAAAAGAUGGCUAUCAAGCUGACAUAAUGAGUAUUUUUGACAACUAUCGAAAAUCUUGGAAUCUAUAUUAUGACGUCCUGGCUGUUGUCCCUUUGGACUUCUUCUCUUUUACAACAAGUGGAGAAGCACAUUGGAGAGUUUUAGGCUAUGUCCGAUGGAAUCGUCUUAUUUGGAUUCGGAAGGUGUGUUUGUUUUUCAACAAAAAAGAAAAUUACAUGGAUAAGAACCUGUUUGAGCUAAGAACGGCUAAAUGUCUUUUCCUCCUGAUUUUCUCUGUGCACUGCUGCUCUGGAGUAAUGUAUCUCACAGGCUGCAAGGACUUCAGGUGUGAUGAAGAGUCAUGGGCCUGGAACACAGGACUGAAAGCCAGCCAUAGCAACUUGUAUCAUUAUAUGAUUUCUGUUUAUUGGACCACAACAAGCAUGACAACCAUUGGAUAUGGUGACAUUGUUCCCAGCACUAUGAAAGAGCGACUUACUGCUGUGUUUGUUUGCUUCAUUGGCUUGUUUGUCUUUAACUACAUUAUCAGUCAAGUCUAUGCCACAUUGGCCAGUCAGAAUGCUGCCAGGGUUACAUUUCAGAAUCUCCUCUCAGCUAUGACCAACUUCAUGGAAAGCCAUGACCUUAGUGUAUCUCUUCAAACAAGGGUCACUGAGUAUAUGAGUCUUCUUUGGUCAAAGUACCAGGGUCAAGCAUACCCAGGAGGCCAAUUUUUAAUGCAUGACUUGCCAAUCGAACUUCAACAGAUUGUCCUGAUGAAAGAGAGAGGGAGGUUCUUGUCAAAGAUUCCUUAUUUCGAGCAAGCUGGACAAGCGUUCAUUCGGGAUCUGGCAUCAACCUCUGUCAUGUAUUUCUUUCCCAGAGGGGAGAUCAUCCAGUACAGUGAAACUAUUACCAGAGAACUAUUUUGCAUUCGAAGAGGGACUUGCCAGAUUCUAAGUGAUGACUUGUCUGAAAUUGUUGGACUCUACGGUGAAGGAAUGUAUUUCGGGGAGGCUGGAUUUUUGUUUGGAAAACAAGCUACAAUGACCGUCCGUGCAAAGACUCAUUGUGAGAUAUUAGUGAUCGAUUUUGACAAAAUUAAAUCUGUUCUGGAGAGAUACCCGGUCAUUGAAAGCCAAAUUACAGAAUUGCAAUCAACACCAGAGUAUUACAACACAUUACUGCAAAGCGUUGAAGAAAUUAUGAAGUCUGAGGAACAGGAUGAUGACACACUAAAGAAGAAAGAUGCCUCGUUGACAUAUCAAGGUCGUCGAUAUGCCAAGAAGUCGAAGUGUUAUAUUGAGGACUUUGGAAACUUCCCAAUCUAUGCUGGAGCAGAGGAAGAAACUGUUGAGGAAAAACUUCUGAAACUGAGCAAAACUAAACGAAUACCUCCCACAACAAGAUAUAGGGGUGCCAUUUUGCCUAGCAAUCCACUGUACAUUCGAUGGGAAUGUUUCCGAUUUGUUUUGGCCAUAACGGUCGGCAUCAAUAGCUCUCUUCUUUUUGCUUUUCUCCACUACAAAAAGGAACUCUGGAUUUUGUCCUAUAUUCUGGGCCUUUUUUGCUGGAUUGACAUGUAUAUCCGUUUGCAUGUUGCUUUUUACAAGGACAAUCUCAAAGUGGACACGCUGGAAACGGCAAAACACUAUGUGAAGACAAGCUUUCUAAUAGAUCUCAUCGGCUGUUUUCCUUGGGAAGUUAUUGGUUGGAUGGUGGUUUCCCCUUUUGACGAGAAUGGAUUUUACUCCAACAAUGAAGCGUUGCACCUAUAUGCAUAUCUCAGAGCCCCUCAUCUUCUCCAGUUAUAUCGGAUUCCUCUUGCAUUUUCAUUCUGGCAAUCAGGGAUUGCAACCGAAAAGACGAUUGUCACAUUUGCUAAGUUCUUUCUGUAUUGCGUCCUUUUUCUUCACUUCAGCACUUGCAUCGUUUUUGCAAUUGUAUGCCCUCCAGCAGACUUGUUUGGUGACACAACCAAUUACUUAUUGCCUAUGGUAAAGCACAACUGUUCAUCACAGUCCUGGGUGUAUCACAUGGACUACACGUUUAACGUGGUGUAUGAAACGGCUACCUUCACAGAACUGUAUUGCAUAAGUUUAUAUUUUGCAACUGCAACUCUCAGUGGUGUAGGCUAUGGUGAUAUACAUCCUUAUCUAACCUCUAUGAAAAUUACCAUGGUCUUCAUAAUGGUGUCUGGAGCAUUGUAUUGUGGUUAUGUGGCUGGUACAUUUGCUGCUAUGUUAGCCAAUGCAGAUGCUACAAGGGCAGCUUUUACUGAGAAAAAGGAAAGCAUACAACUAUUCUUGAAGAGUCAGAAUAUUACAGGGCAUCUAUAUCACAAUACUGUGAACUUCUAUGCUUUCAAAUGGAUAAGAACGAAAGGAAUAGACCAAGACACACUGUUUGAGUAUUUGCCAUCAUCUCUACUCGGAGAUAUAUCUACCAUUAUCUACUCUGACCUUAUUGCAAAGGCAUUUGGACUUGAUAUCAAGAGGAAGCAGCGAAGGAACUCAGUGGCACAACAUUUAUCCCCACUCGAGAGAACAUUAUCUGGAAAGCUUGAUGGACCCUUUUUUCACAAAAUACUGAGAAAAGAGAGUGUGGACCAAUUGGAAACAGAUGGAGGAUUCAUUCGGUUACUAGCUAGACAGAUUCGACCGUGCCUUUACAGAGCUAAUGACCUGAUAUGCAAAAGAAAUGACUUUGGAUCUGAGAUGUAUUUCAUUGAAAAGGGAGAAGUAGAAGUCUUGUCACAGGACGAGUUGACUGUUAUCAUCAAACUGAAUGCCGGACAAUACUUUGGAGAAGGAAGCCUUCUGUUUGCAGAACCUCGUGCAACCACAAUAAGGGCUGCCACAAAUUGUGAUCUGUAUGUCCUCUCCAAGAAAAGCCUUGAUGAAACUGUCAAAUACUAUCCAGACAUUUGCAAACAGAUCAAGAAAGCUGCAGAAACGAAACGUGAACAGCUACUGCAAAGAACAAUGGACAUGUCAAAAGUUCAGAAGAAUGUUUCAGCAACUGACAUACUUAUGAAUGACACCGGAUAUAUAAAGCUUUACAAGACAUGCAUGGCAGAAGAGGAAAAUAAAGCAAAGUUUAAAGAGUUGCCAUUUCAUGUCCGAAUUAAGACAAGCAUCACUCAAUUCUUGAUCAGUUUUCUGUUGAACGUCAUCAGAAUCCACAACACAACAAUCAAUCCGGAAAGCACAGUACGUGUUGUGUAUCAGUACACAUCAUGCCUUCUGAUCAUCAUUCUGUUUUGGGCGAUAACAUAUAUGCCAUCUGUGUUCGAUCUUGACCGAGGCAUCUUUUUGUUAACUAUGAUUAUCGAAUACAUUCAAAUGAUUGAGAUCAUUUUGAAAUUUCAUAUUUGCUUCUAUGAUGAAAGUGGAUCAUACAUCUCAGACUACAGAUCUGUGUCACUGAGCUAUAUGACGAGGAAAGUGGGAUACAUUUAUGAUGUCAUAUGCUCAUUCCCAUAUGCAUUUACAAUUUUGCACCUCAUGAAACAAGUGUCACCGGGAGCAUUUCUGCCCAUAAUAGUAUAUGUUCGCACUUUUCAUCUACUCCGGAUUCUGACUGUACUUGUCUUCAUGCACAAGGAGGAGCAAUCCAUCAUAACUAACUUACUUGCCAUACGAAUCAUCAAGUACUUGGUCCAUGCAAUCCUGUUUGUCCACUGUACCGCAGUUUUAUUUCUUUUAUUUGCUUUGCAUGGUGGCUCAAUUUCGUGGGUUGUCAACACAGAAGUGUUUUACCUCCCUGGUAUCUACACCUACUCCGUAUAUUGGACUUUAGCAACUUACACAACAACAGGCUAUGGUGAUAUCCGUGCAGUGACAUACAGAGAAUUGUUAUUCUCCAUUUUGAUAAUGAUUCUUUCCAAGAUGCAAGUCAGUUAUAAUAUGGGACUUCUCUCAUCCACUCAAACAAACAAGCAAUCACUUCAAGUGGCGUAUGAAGAGAAGCUGCAGGCAGUCCAAAACUACAUGAUGGAUGAAAACAUUCCAUCGGCGCUGCAAAAUCGUGUAAUCCGAUUCUACAAUUACCGAUGGACACGCACCAAAGGGAUAGAUUCAGAAGAAUUGUUCAAAGAUACACCUCAUUGUAUGAAAGUUGAAAUUUUCUCAAGAAUAAGCGUGAAUCUACUGAAGAAAAAUCAGCUCUUCACUCACCUCUCAGAAACAUUCCUGCGACACUUGGCAACGAAAAUGUUGCUGAAAAGCUACACCUCUGGGGAAUACAUCAAUAGAAGGGGAGACUCUGGCCGUGGCAUGUUGCUGAUCCUGAUUGGUAAGGUGAAACUUUGCUCAUGGAGAACUGGAAAGGAGGCCAUUGAGUAUCUUACAACUGGAGCCGCAUUGGGAGUUGACUUGCUGCUGAAAUCCAAGUUGUGUAGAUACACUGCCAUUGCUGAUAACUAUGUGGAUAUAUUUUUUCUGUCGAAAGAGCACUUUGAAGAAGUUGGGUCGUAUUACCCAGAUGUCAUGAAUAAGUUGCUAAAAAGAGCCUCAAACGUUAUCAACAUGUACUAACUGACUAGGUACCCCCUUUCCCUACUAAGGUAUACAAGCUGGAAAGCUCAAAUGUGAACUCCUUUGUAAUUCUGUUUACAGUUUUUUUUUGUAACCAAAGAUGACUUGUUGACUGAAAAUAUAUUGUAUCGGUAAAUAUGCUAUUAUAGAAUAUAUAUUUAUAUCCGUUUAAGUAAAUAAUCUAGAUGUAUAGAAAUAAUUGACGAAAUAAAUGUGUCUCAACUGUUUUAAAUAUGCUUGAACCCAAUGUGAAUAAAGUGUACUUAUUGUUUAA
Oncorhynchus masou masou (cherry salmon) is the source of this 6739-nucleotide messenger RNA. RefSeq lists its product as uncharacterized. Lineage: Eukaryota; Metazoa; Chordata; Actinopteri; Salmoniformes; Salmonidae. Gene Ontology annotation, cellular component: membrane. The transcript is spliced from 42 exons. The record is from RefSeq and is a predicted model, not a curated record. Gene Ontology annotation, biological process: potassium ion transmembrane transport. Gene Ontology annotation, molecular function: voltage-gated potassium channel activity; protein-containing complex binding. Bases 91 to 6465 code for a protein of 2124 amino acids.